UCUGGCAAUGGCUGUCAUUAAGAACAUUUGUUUAGAGAUGAAGUCCUCUUGGUAUAUCCCAAAUAAUGAGAUUUUGGGGUCAUAAAGUUGGAAGAGACCCCAAGAGCCAUCCAGUCCAAAUCCCCUGCCAUGCAGGAAUACAUCAUCAAAACACCCCAGACAGGUGGCCACCCAGCCUGAGGCCUAUUGUGUAUCUAUACCAGGCAUGGGCAAACUUCAAAAUAUAAUUUAAAAUCCGGUACUCCAAAUCGUCCUUUUUUCUUAGAAUUUAUCAUUAUAUUGUAUUUUAUUCUUGGUUUUUUCCCCUUCCAAACAAAUUUCAUUACAGUAGAGUCUCACUUAUCCAACAUUCUGGAUUAUCCAACGCAUUUCUGUAGUCAAUGUUUUCAAUAUAUCAUGAUAUUUUGGUGCGAAAUUCGUAAAUACAGUAAUUACUACGUAGCAUUACUGCAUAUUGAACUACUUUUUCUGUCAAAUUUGUUGUAUAACAUGAUGUUUUGGUGCUUAAUUUGUAAAAUCAUCACCUAAUUUGAUGUUUAAUAGACUUCUCCUUAAUCUCUCCUUAUUAACCAACAUAUUCGCUUAUUAUUUAUUUAUUUAUUUAUUUACAGUAUUUAUAUUCCGCCCUUCUCACCCCGAAGGGGACUCAGGGUGGAUUACAAUGAACACAUAUAUGGCAAACUUUCAAUGCCAACAAACAAACAACAUACAUUAGACAGACUCGGAGGCAUUUUUAACAUUUUUCCAGCUUCACGAUUCCGGCCACAGGGGGAGCUGUUGCUUCACCGUCCAGUAGUGGCUGUACUUCCUCAUUCCUUUCCUCGUGUUUUGCUGGCAGUAUUAUGGUGUUGUAAAUUAGCCUCCCGCAUAAAGCAUCCCUAAAUUUCCCUAAUUGACAGAUGCAACUGUCUUUUGGGGCUGCAUAGGUCAACAGCAAGCCGGGGCUAUUAAUGGUCGGAGGCUUAACCCGACCCGGGCUUCGAACUCAUGACCUCUCGGUCAGUAGUGAUUUAUAGCAGCUGGUUACUAGCCAGCUGCGCCACAGUCCAACAUUCUGCCGGCCCGUUUAUGUUGGAUAAGUGAGACUCUACUGUAUAUCCUUAUUCCAUUCUUUAAAUAUUUUCGUAUUCCGAAUAAUGGGGAGGUUUUGAAACAAAUAUAACAUUUUUGGUAAAAUAUUCAUUUUUAUUGCGCCAAUUCGACCUAAUAAAGACAGGUUUAAAUUCUUCCAGCUUUCUAGUUCUUUUUGGAUUUCCUUCCAUUUAUUUAAGUAAUAUUGUAAUACGAUAUAAUACUAAUAAUACAAUAUUGUCAUGCAGCCAGAUCCCAGGGCUGAAUUUCCAAGCCCUGAAUCUGACUUCAUAACAUAAACAUGCGAGCACCUGGCGGGAGAAGAUAAAAUGAGCCUGGGAACUCAGGGGUGAAAGUAUAAACAAUUAUAAUUGCUGUAGUGUGGGGGGGAUAGAAACCUUGGUGGAAAUGUGAUCCAGAAGGUGGGGUUUGAUGAUGAUAUUUGCGUGUGAUGUUACGUUGCAUCAGAAGUGAUAAAAUUAGAUGUAUGUAAACAUUAAAGUCGAGAAUCCCAUUUCUCACCCUCCUGCGGAAUUCGCAGUGAAGUGAUAAUGAGCGAGGAAGAAGAUCAAAGCCCAAAUGAGGCAGAGAGGCCUUUGCAAGGGGCCCGGCCGAAGAGAGAAGAGACGCUGCAAGCCAUAGCUUCCUCUACGGGGUACCCCAAGCCGAACGGCGUGACCCAGAGAAUUCCCAGGCUCGGAAGAGGCGUCUCUGCAGCUGCAGAAACCAGUUGGGGAUCUGGAGGAAGUAUGCCGGAGACCGUGGCCCUGCGGUUAUCCAUCCUGGAAACUAAUUUAUCCAGGCUGUCGGAAACCGUGGGGAGAUUGGUGCCAUUAUUGGAAGAGAAUCUCCAGAAGGAGGCCAGCCGAUAUGGCGCCGAGAAAGAACCAAGCAAAGAAGGAGAUUGGAGCCAGAGGGACCAGCGGGCGUCAACGCAGAGCCCCGUGGCGGCAAGGGACGAGGGAGAUGAGGAAUACUGGCAGGAGCUGCAGUUCCGGGACAGCAUGGCGCGAGAAGUGGAGCGUCAGCGAGCCCUGGGGACCCUGAGGCCGCCGUCUCCAACAGAGCUCCCAACCCCCCGAAUGGGCGUCGGGGUGGAAAGGCCACUGGGGCCAGGGAUCGGGUCCAGUGGAUUCGCAGACGAAGGCGAAGAGGAGGAGGAUGUGCCGUACGACGAGGAAAGGCGAGAUGAGGGGGCUACAGCUAGGCCAGUAUGCGGAUGGGCGGAAGAGCCAACAGCGGCGGCAGACUUCCAGGAGCCGCGCAGAAUGACCACCGGAGUGGGGCGCGGCGUGUUCCAAGGAGCCACCCGAGGAAACCUGAUGCAACCCUUCCCCAUGCCGCCCAGACAAUAUCAAAGGGCUGCAGAAUGGAUGCCUAGAAGGGAAGAUCUCAAGCUGGAAUACGGAGGGGAAUCAGAGGAACUGAACUUUUUUCUAAUUAGCAUUAGAGGAUACAUGGAAGACAACGCACACACAUUUCCCUCCGAAGCAAGCAGGGUUCGAGCCAUCGGCAACACACUAAAGCGAGGAGCAGCCAGCUGGUAUGUGCAAUUGCAUGCCAGACGCGACCCAUGCCUGAGGUCAGUGCCCCGCUUCCUCGCCGCACUGGAGAACCGGUUCAGAGACCGGCUAGAGCAAUUGAGGGCUCGAGACCAGCUGAAAGGAAUAAAACAGAGGGACAAAACGGUGCCCGAGUACGCAGAGGAAUUCCUCCACCUCGCGGAAAGGGUACCGGAGUGGUCUGAAGUAACCAAAGUGGAACUAUUUAAAGAGGGACUACGCCCCGAGAUUUUCAGCUGGGCAGCGCACAGAGACGACCCCGAGACGCUCCAGGGAUGGAUUCAACUAGCGGGGCGCGUCGAAUCUACCCUGGCACAAGUAAAGCGCUUCAGGAGCAGCAGCGGCCAGCAAAGACCGGUGGCGAGAGGUCGAGGAGAAACGAGGAAGCAAGAAAGACCCGGAGGGAGGCCGGGGAUUCCCUCCAGAGGAGACGACAACAAACCUAAACCGGGAUGCUUUGUAUGUGGGAAGACGGGCCACCGAGCAGCGGAAUGCUGGGCCCGGAAGGGGGAGCCGCCAAAAGCCCCAAAGCCCAAGCCAGCAACCGGGAGGCGUGCGGAGGAGGAGGUGCAGGCCCCAGAAUCUUCGGAAAGAUUGGACUAUGGUGAAAGAAGAACCGAAGAGGAGGACGAAGAAAACGGGGGCGCCAUGUCAUGCAGCCAGAUCCCAGGGCUGAAUUUCCAAGCCCUGAAUCUGACUUCAUAACAUAAACAUGCGAGCACCUGGCGGGAGAAGAUAAAAUGAGCCUGGGAACUCAGGGGUGAAAGUAUAAACAAUUAUAAUUGCUGUAGUGUGGGGGGGAUAGAAACCUUGGUGGAAAUGUGAUCCAGAAGGUGGGGUUUGAUGAUGAUAUUUGCGUGUGAUGUUACGUUGCAUCAGAAGUGAUAAAAUUAGAUGUAUGUAAACAUUAGGUCAUUCUCGACUUUUCCAAAGUCAUGUAUUCUUCAAUAAAGAUUGUGUUUGAGAGCA
Molecule: messenger RNA, 3602 nt
Organism: Anolis carolinensis (green anole)
Lineage: Eukaryota; Metazoa; Chordata; Lepidosauria; Squamata; Anolidae
Exons: 2
Coding region: 1623-3338 (571 amino acids)
Molecular function (GO): nucleic acid binding; zinc ion binding
Source: RefSeq, a predicted model, not a curated record